This is a messenger RNA of Dryobates pubescens (Downy woodpecker), 678 nucleotides long. It is a transcript of the gene DYNLT4, whose product is annotated as dynein light chain Tctex-type 4. Gene Ontology annotation, molecular function: dynein intermediate chain binding. The coding region runs from base 1 to 678 and encodes 225 amino acids. The transcript has a single exon. The record is from RefSeq and is a predicted model, not a curated record. Gene Ontology annotation, biological process: microtubule-based movement. Gene Ontology annotation, cellular component: cytoplasmic dynein complex; cytoplasm. NCBI's taxonomy places the organism in Eukaryota, Metazoa, Chordata, Aves, Piciformes, Picidae.
AUGUCCGAGCAGCUGCCCCAAGAGAUGGCCCUGACAGCCCAGCCUGCAGCUGUGGACAACACUGAAGCCCUGCCACACCGGGCUGCCUGCCGCAGCUCUCAGCCCCCACCUCCAACACAGGGCACCGAGGAAGGCAAACCACCCCUCCUGCCCUCCCGCCGCAGCUCCAUCCUCAGCACCCUCCCAGCAUCCCUGGCCAGCCGCCGCAGCUCGCUCCGAGCAGCCCCAGGGGGCAGACGCCCCUCCAUUGGCCCUUGGAUGCUCCACAGCCGUGUAAGCUUCUCUGGGCUGCCCCUCUUCCAGCCCGUCCUCGAGACCCGCCUCGAAAACACUUACAGGAUGCAGCCAGAUGAAGGCUGCAAGUUCAACACGGAGCGAGUGAAGAGGGUGCUGGAGCGGGCCCUGGCUGGGGCUUUGGGAACCACAGUCUACAGCCCCCAGGACAGCGCCCAGCUAGCCCAAAGUCUGGUUGAGCUGUUGCAGAGUCAGGCAAAGGAGGUGGUGCCACCCCGCUACAAGCUGGUCUGUCAGGUGCUGCUGGGCCAGCAGAGCCAGCAGAGCCUGCUAGUGGCCAGCCAAGCACUGUGGGACCCCAAAAAUGACAACUUUGCCUCCACCACCUUCUCCAAUGCCUCCCUCUUUGCUGUGGCCACAGUGCAUGGGGUCUACUUUGAAUAA